ACCACACACGGGUUUCGAGCCCCGCGCCAGGAACAUGCGUUCGCACAUGUGAUCUGUGCGCUUCGCUCGGGACUGAACCGCAAGGCUGCUUUACGCACGGAUCCCUUCGAAUAUUCAGAGAUGAUGCACCGUACUGUGAAAGCAUGCUGGGAGAUCUUUCAAAGCGAGCCUCUAAACCAGAGGAUGAUCGUCAUGUUGCGCACACUGCACAACUCAGCAUCUGGUGAGUCGUUCGGGAUCUCUGCGUCCGGAGAGCAGGCAGUGCCCGGAGGUCCGGCGGCACCGGGGAAUGUCAAAACCAGAAUCAAGACCCUGAAGGAGAUGCCUGGACCCAGCACCAUAGCCAACUUGAUUGAAUUAUUUUGGAGGGACGGAUUUAGUAGAAUUCAUGAAAUACAGAUGGAACACAGAAAGAAGUAUGGGAAAAUUUUCAAAUCCUGCUUUGGAACACAUCUGGUUGUGUCGAUUGCAGACCAUGAGCUGGUGGCUCAGGUGCUGAGGUCAGAGGGCGUGGCCCCUCAGAGAGCCAACAUGAAGUCUUGGAAGGAAUACAGAGAUAUGAGGGGCCAUUCCACAGGCCUCAUCUCAGCAGAAGGAGAAGACUGGCUGAAGAUGCGAAGUGUCCUCAGACAGCUGGUCAUGCGUCCCCGUGACGUAGCUGUGUACUCUGAUGAUGUAAACAAAGUGGUAGAUGACCUCAUUGAGAGAGUACGUGUUCUACGGAGCCAAGAGGCCGACGGAGUGACUGUCCUGAAUGUGAAUGAUCUCUUCUUCAAAUAUGCCAUGGAGGGUAUAGCAACAAUUUUGUAUGAGCAUCGACUCGGCUGUUUGGCAAAUGAGAUUCCUCAGGAAACUAAAGAUUAUAUCAAUGCACUGCAUCUCAUGUUCAGCUCCUUCAAGACAACUAUGUAUGCUGGAGCAACCCCUAAGUGGCUGCGACCCAUCAUCCCCAAACCGUGGUGGGAGUUCUGUCUGUCCUGGGACGGCCUCUUCAAAUUCAGUCAUAUUCAUGUUGGCAAGAGGCUCCAGGAGAUCAAGGCCCAGCUGGAGGUUGGAGAGGAGGUGCAGGGGGGUCUGCUCACACACAUGCUCGUUACCAAGGAGAUGAACAUCGAGGAGAUCUACGCAAACGUAACAGAGAUGCUGCUGGCAGGGGUAGACACGACAUCCUUUACUCUUUCGUGGGCCAGCUACCUGUUAGCGCGCCACCCUCAUAUACAGCAGGAAAUUUUUAUGGAGGUGAUGAGGACUUUGGGACCAGAAAGAGUCCCGACAGCAGAUGACAUCCCAGACCUGCCUCUGAUCAGAGGUCUGGUUAAAGAGACUCUCAGGCUGUUUCCAGUUCUCCCAGGCAACGGGCGGAUUACCCAGGAUGACUUGGUGGUGGGUGGAUACUUCAUCCCCAAAGGGACUCAGUUGGCCCUGUGUCACUACUCUACGUCACUGGAUGAGGAGUGUUUCGUUCAUGCUUCAGACUUUAGACCAGAACGCUGGGUUCGGAAACAUACCGUGGAUCAUGUCGAGAACUUUGGCUCAAUUCCAUUUGGCUACGGCAUCAGAAGCUGCAUCGGCAAGAGAAUAGCAGAGUUAGAGAUGCACUUAGCUGUCACAAGGCUCAUUCAGAAGUUCCACAUCGGCAUGUCUGAGCUCACCGGUGACGUCAAAGCCAAAACGCACGGCCUGCUCUGCCCUGCUGCCCCCAUCCAUCUGCAGUUUAUUGACAGACAAAACUAGGUGCAAACUCACUUUUAAACUUCAAUGUAUUGUAUGUUGUGUUUAGGCGAAAUCACGAUGAGGCGGUUUUUAGUAACGCUAUGCAGCAUGUCGUGUCUUCUGGUGAUAAACUGUAAAUACUGAGAUUUUACUCAGGUAAGAAAUCUGAGGCACUUUUGGGUGACAAAGAUAGGACUGGACCAAUAAUACGAAAACAAAAUCUGUUUACUUUUGAAUGUGGUGUGUGUAUAGGUUGUGCACUGCAGGCUGUUGUUCUAUCCAUUCAUCUGACUGAAAAAAUGAACAGUCAUCAAAACACCUGCUCUAAGUGCGUAUACAAUUUUAUUCCAUCAUCAAACGGAGUUAUUUCAUGUGUUUGAGAAUGUAAUUCAUGGAGAAUGUUGAAAAGUCAACUUGAAUGUACUGAAAUGGCAUUGUAAAAAGUGUGCAAAUUUUAUUUCAUGAUUUGAUGAUUUUUUUAAGUGCAAGAUAUUUUUUCAUAGGUUGCAUCAGUUUUAGCCUUGAACAUGAAAUCACUGAGUCAGAUUCUGUAAUUGUAUUUUUUUUUUGUAGUUGUACUGUUAAAUAGGGAAGGAUGAGGUCAUGUGAUCACCACAGUGCGUUUGCUGUUUUGUUUGUUGUUUAUUGUAUGUGGUAACUCAAGAGGACAGGUUUUGAGGAAGUCGUAGGAACAGAAGAAAGAUUGAGACAUUCAUAUUUUAUACAUUCUACUCUUUGCUCUCUCCCUCUCGCUCUGUUUU
Thalassophryne amazonica is the source of this 2474-nucleotide messenger RNA. It is a transcript of the gene cyp27c1, whose product is annotated as cytochrome P450 27C1. Lineage: Eukaryota; Metazoa; Chordata; Actinopteri; Batrachoidiformes; Batrachoididae. The transcript is spliced from 9 exons. The record is from RefSeq and is a predicted model, not a curated record. Bases 121 to 1734 code for a protein of 537 amino acids. Gene Ontology annotation, cellular component: mitochondrial inner membrane. Gene Ontology annotation, molecular function: iron ion binding; monooxygenase activity; oxidoreductase activity, acting on paired donors, with incorporation or reduction of molecular oxygen. Gene Ontology annotation, biological process: cholesterol metabolic process; C21-steroid hormone biosynthetic process; cellular response to peptide hormone stimulus.